AUGCCUUCGUCCCAGAGCGAGACGGAAUGUGCCACAAAUCUGAACAGUCUUCCUGAUGACGUUUUGCUGGCCAUUUUAAGUUUCUGUGACACCAAAAGUCUGUCAGUCUUAUCUCGCGUAAGCAAGAACCUUUAUCGUCUCUCCAAGGAUGAUUAUCUGUGGAGAAAAAUUGCUUUGCGGUGUGUGAACGUGCGUCCUUCGGACCGAACGUAAGUGGAUCUGUAGUGUUUGUAAGGAUAUAAAAUUACAAAAUUAAUCCCUAAAGAUAAAUAAAGAAAUAAUUUUUAAAAAUGUGUAUUUCUCAGCAAUCACAUAAAAUAAUUUGAAAAUAUUAAUAAUCAAAUGUUAGUUGCCACUCAAUAUAUAUCUAUUCCUUCUUAAAGAUCCAGCUGCCACCCGCCACUUGAUCAAGAAACUUGCAUAUUUUAAGACCAAGGAUCAAAUUUCUUGAUUUUACACAAUUGCUUAUCAUAAUCCAGUGAUCCAUCUAGAGAGUAGCUGCUGUGCAUCCAGGGACUUAGACAUGUAUAAAACUAUGAGUCUCAGGUCGAAGAUUAUGAGUCCCAGAUCCACAUUUAAAGGUGCAUUUAUGCUACAAAAAAAACAGGGUCAGGACUGCUCAAAAGUUGUAUGGUACAUAUACAAUUUUUCAGUGUAAAAGAAUACUGGAGUUUCCACACGGUCAUAGGCACCUAUAAUGUUUAAAAAAAAUCCAGUAUUUUUACAAAAGCUUACAAUACCAUACAACUUUUUUGGCUGGUCAGAACCAAGUUUUUCUGCUGUGUAAACUCCACCAUCCCCAAGUAAAGUCUAGCUACAUGGAAAUUCAAGACGUUUAAUAUUAUGAUACUUUUUUUGUUCAUUUUUUUUUUUUUUUUUGUUACCCCUCUAAUGCCCACUUCACAAGGAACAUUUUUGAUAAAUUUGAUGCUGAGGACAUGAGACCCUUUACUUAUAAUAGGACAUGUUUUUAUACUCAUUAGAUGUGGCUGGAACUGGAAGGAGAUCUUUAGAGUUUCAUGGAAUUGGACACAUGGAUACUGUAGAGACAGGAACAUUCUGAAGUUUAAGUGCAAGUCAGUUGAGUAUUAUUUGAUCAUUAUUUAUAAGACUUAUAUUAUUGGAAUCAUACUGCAUAAAAAAUGUUCAUGUUAGUAUGUAUGUACAGUCAACUCUCUCAAAGAUGGAUGUCUUUUGGACCGGCACUUCUGUCUGUCCUGGAGAGAGUUAAAUAAACAGAGUAAAGAAAGACUUGGACCGUUCUAGGUUUCUGAUUUACAGUCUUGUCCAUCUUGUAGAGGUAUGCGUCAAGAGAGAGUCAACUGUACCAUUUCAACCUCUUUUUCUUUUUAUCCAUGCUGCUGAGUGUGUAGGUGUCGAUUAAGGAAGCGAAGCUAUUGCUGUUGUAACUGUGUACAAUUUAAGAUUAACCGUAUGAACUGUGAACUUAUAUUUGCAUCAAGUAAUUAUUGUAAACUACAGCCAUAUCUCUAAAUAUGGUAAUAAAUGAUAAACAUUUGCCUCUGAAACAGGAAUGAAUUAAGGUAAUUCCCUUGAAAAUGGUGGCACUAGCCAGUGUUUUUUCAAAUUUUGCACAAUUGGAAGUCAUAUCCCACACAAAGCCAGCAGAUCUGCAACAGAUCUGUUUUACGAAAAACAGUCUAACUGCAGACUAUUUUAUCGUCUGCAAAGUCUGUUUUCAGUCUGUAGCAGAUGCUACUGCCUUCAUCAUCCGCAAAGAUGUGUUCCUGCAGAUGCAUGAUAAACAGAUGAAAAACAGAUCUGCACAUGAUCUGUAAAGUCUGCAGAGUCUGCAAGCAGUCUUCAGCGCAUGUGUUCAUCAAUUUGAAACAACUAAGACUCCCCGGCCAGGCCCAUUCGCUGUUUUGUUGAUAAAUUCAAACAUUAGCUACAUCCAAUUUAUUAUAAAAAACAUCAGAAAAUUACCAUACUUUCAUCUUAUUUUAUUCAACUCUCAAGACUAUGUACAUGUAUGUAGCUUUUCACAGUACAUAAUUUUUGCCGGUUAAUCACAUGAGUUCCAUAACUGUUAACAUGACUGAGUACUUACCAGUUUUACACAGCAACAUUGAAUGAACGCCAUGUGCCUCAUCCGUCAUUACACUUAAACUUAACUCAAAAUAAAAUCUUACAGACGUGGAGUUUUAAAUUUAAAUUUUUAGCUGGGAAAAGUCAUCAUAAUCAUUAUAAAAAUCUGGACUACAUAAGGGGCCCUCACACCUCUCUUUAGACAAAUGUUGAAAAUCACUGCCACCUUUGAUGUGGCAAUGUUAUAUGCAGUAGGUGAAGCGCAGUACAAAACAACGGAAUUACCUUAGUAAUGUUGUCAAGUUAUACCAGUUAGUAGAUACCCAAUUUUAGCAAUAUGUCAAUUUAUUUUUGUACGAAUGUGUAUAUCAUCACUCUUCAAUGAAAGAAUGAUAGCCUUUCCUUAUGUCAGCUGCAACAACCUUGAUCAACUCUCUGCAUGUUUAAUCUUCAGUCUUAUGCCAUGGAUUCAGCUUGAGAGAUCUAAACAACUAUUUGUUGCACAAGCUGCUGAUGUCAUUGUGUAUCAGAACAGAAGACGCAACAACAAGCAAUCCUCAUGGGAACCCAUCAAGACCUUCAGGGGUCACCAUGGUGAUGUCAGUAAAUUUGUUAUUGCUGGUGAUCAGUUGGUGACUUGUAGUGUGGAUAAUUCAGUUCGCACAUGGAGCCUACAGACAGCUGAAUGCUAUGGUCUGUUUCAUGGUCAUACUGGUGUUGUACACAGCGUAGACUGUUUUGAUGAUGUGAUUGUGACAGGAUCGAGGGAUAGAACUGUCAAGGUGAUGAUUUCUAUUUACUUACAUGUAUGUUGUAAAAUUCCUUCCAUUAGUGGUCAACUUUUUAAAAAAAAAAAAAAUCUCCCAAAUACCUCCAUGUAUAAGUGCAAAAAGUAUGAAAGCAAAUAAGUUUUAAAACAGUUUUAAAGUGCAACCAACCCCCCAAAAUGUGUUUCGCUUAAAUAUUAUUGUCCUUGCCCCAGUUGUUGAAAAGGUGGAUAGUGCUAUCCGAUGGAUAAAUACUUACUUGGUGGAUAGUGAUUUAACCCAGUAGAUAGCGCUAUCGAGCUUUUGAACAACCGGGUCCUGAUGACUAGUGGGAAAUAUUUAUCAAGGUUCGAAAAAUCUGGCCCAUUUCCACGGCUGUUUAAAGUUAUGUCCCUUUACCGCUUUACCGAGCAUUUGUCUACCAUGUGUAAUGCUUUGUCUUUCUAUUUUCUUUAGAAUAAUGUUUGAGUGUGCUUAAAUCACUACAGGUGUGGUCCCAAGAGAGCAAGUCUUGUGUUCACACUAUUCAUGUCGAGGAUAACAUUUGGUCAGUGUGCAUCAACCCCAGCAUCAGGUACAGUGUACUUUACUCAUCAGUAAUUAUGGUGUUUCUAAAUUGUACCAGUAUCCAUGCUUUCUCACCUCAGGGGCACCCAACGAGAAUACAGUUCAAAACCAUAGCAUUGUUAAACGUAUUUUAGUUAAAUGGUAGAUAUAGGCAUUUUUUAUCCCCUAAAAUUUUUCAUCUGUUCGGAUUUCCUAGCUGAAAGUCUAGUGAUCCGAAAAUUAUAGGGAUCAAAACUUACCUUUUCAAAAAUUUCAGCUUGAAAAAGGCUCCCAAAAAUUCUAGGUGACCUUUUUAGGGUAAAAAUCCACUAAAAAGGGGCAAUUAUACCAUUUUUUAGACGUUUGAAAAUCUUAGGAGAGGCAGGCAAGCAAGAAAGUUUACAACAAAUGUUCCAAAAAUUCUAGAUCUCAAAUCCUCUUCUGAACAGAUAUCCUUCUGAAAAUUGACGUUGGGUGCCCCUGUCACCUGCCCCUCCCCCCUCGGUUUUACAGUUCAAGGCUUGCCCUGGGUACUAAAGCAUUGACAGCCAGUGGGCUCAUUUCCCAUCUAAUACUAGUUCAUGGAUGUGCAAACAAAGUACGAUAUCCAAGAUUGCAGCCAACAGUUUACUACAGAUAACUCAGAAUUGUGCUGAUUUCUAAAUAAUAUUAAUUGCAACUCACAAAAUAAUAGAUUUCCUCUCCAAUUCAGUUAAUGAAGUACAUGCACAGUGGAACCUCUAUUCAGGGGACACCCUCAAGACCAAGGGAAGUGUCCCCUGAAGGUGUCCCUUGGAUAGAGGUGUCCCAAUGGAGAGGUUCUGCUGUAAUGUCUAUAUUCUAGAUUAGACGUAACAAGGAGUUGGUAUCUUGUAAAGAAAAGUUGAGUGUAUUAUUCAACUGUAGCUGCCGGUACUUCUUCAGGCCUUGUAAGGGGUAACCAAGUAUUGUGGGAUCACAAAGGAAACAUUGGCAUUAUUAUAUAGUUGUUAAAGUGUGUAUUUUGUUUUAGGUGUGUUGCAAGUGGUGGUAGUGGUCAUAUAAAGGGAGUAUCGCCAUUGCAACUUUGGGAUAUUGAGAGGUAAGGGUGAUGUGUCUUUAGAUGAUCAAUCAGGGCUGUCACUUUAGAAGAUUUGUCUAAGAUGCCGCAUAAACACCCCAAUGAGGCGGGGAAUCCAACAGCUAGGGAUUUCUUUUGGUUUUAUUUUUCUUCUAUUUUCUUGUGAAAGAAGCCAGGGACCAUGUUCAUAGUAGCUGGGGGAAAUCCCCCGCCCCCGGCUCUUCAGGACAGCCCUGAUUAAUACAGUAAAAACCCGCAUACAAGAACAUCCAUUUUCGGGGUUCAGGCUGAUUGGGUUCUUAUAUAUCGGGUAUUUUAGGUGAAAUCAGCCUGAAAGUGUUCUUAAGUGUUCUUAAUUUUUUACUUCUAAAAAAAUGUAAGUUGUUGUACAUUUGCUAUACACAGCAAGUGAAAUUACUAGCAUUUAUACAAAGAUCUUAGUGCAAUACCACAGUAAAGCUACAGACACUGUUCUAUUAAACUGAACAGGGAAGAGUUUUUAUAUAUAAGAAUAAUUUUCAAUUUUCAGGCUGAAUGUGUUCUUAUAUAUAUGCUCCUUUUUUACCAAAUUUCAGCCUGGGUGUUCUUAAUCCACAUGUUCUUGUAUGCGGGUUUUUACUGUAUUUGAACAUUGUGUUAUUUUAAUUGGUCAAAUUUGAUAACAUUAUACUUGGGCAAACAUACAAAAUAAUAAGAAGUAAAAUGGUGUAGUAUCUUUGUUUUGUUCCCAGAAAAAGCAGCUGCUGUACAAAUAAAUGAUAUAACUGUCAUUCCAGUCAGGAGUUAUGUCUGUUACUUCCACUGGAAAAUUCUUCUUACUACAGUCAACUCUAUUUACGAUGGACACCAAUGGUACCAGCACCAAGUGUCCAUCAUAGAGAGAUGUCUGUCUUAAAGAGGGUCAAAUGAAAGGGGUAAAGAAAGGCAGAGAUCAACUCUUUAUUGCCGUUUUACAGAGAUGUCUGUCAUAUAUAGAGAGGUGUCUGUUAAGAGAGAAUCAGUACUAACAUGUUCUCUUGCAUUGUACUUGCAGUGGAAAACUGAUGACCAGUCUGGUUUCUGGUGUAACUAAAGUAGGAGCUGGUGUUCGUGGAAUGAAGUGGGAAUCACCUCACACUCUCCUGUCCUGUGGCUAUGACACCAAUAUCAGGCUCUGGGACAUAAGGCUCAAUAAUUAUAGGUGAUACAUUCUCUUCUUCAAGUUGCUAAUUUCUCAUAAUAAUUAUAUUAUUUUAUUGAUGAAUCUAAUGAGACAAAGGGAGUCAUUGGUUGGUGUUUCAAUUGCAAGAGUCCCUUGAAUGUUGCCUUGUGACCUGGGGCCCAUUUCUCAAAAGUCCCAUAAACUACAAUAAUUAACUCAGUCCCAAAGCCAAGUAUUUAAGUAAAAAUCUCAAGGAUAAAAGACCUGUGCGAAAUGUAGCUAACAAACCAGUCCAAUUUGUUUUUGAUUGAUGACUGAUAGUUUUAUCAUAAUUUCUGAAAAAGUUGGAAACCUCAAGUUUUUGGGAAAGCCUUAGAGUGGCAAAGUAAGAUUUACUCCUUCAGAGUUUGGAAUACUCUGUGCACUGCAUAACCUUAGCAAAAGAAAGAAAAAAAGGAAAAAGCUAACUUUAGGGUCACAUUUUACACUGUCACGAGGUCCAUGAGCUUAUAAGUCUUGUUUAGCCUGUCAGCCCUUUAUCUCCAAUCAGUGUGUGCACACACUUUCCUAGCAUUUAAUUUGCAGCAACUUUAUUUUUAAUUUGCAGUGACUUUCAGGGUUCAUAAAAAAAGGGCAACCACUUUUUAAGGACCACAUUCGAUUUUCAAGGACCACCUACCAGGAAUGAAAUAAAAAAAAUAAUAAUAAAUAAAAAAUUUAAAAAAGGAAUGUAAUUUCACAGAUUACACAAAAAUGCACUUUUACAGUCCAUUCUAACAGGACUUUAAGGCUUAAACUGUUUGCUCCUCCUACUUCUCUAAAGUUUUCAGUUCACUUGUCUUAAGGUGGCUUGAUACAGUUUUUCAUGGUCAGUACCUCCCAAGUUUGAGCAUAAACUACGUCGCCAUAAACAAAGUUUUGGAAAAAUUGACACCACAGUUGUAUUAGAGGAAGAUGAAAUUUGUUAUGAUGAGGGUUGCAACGGCAUCGAAGUUGUCAUAGCAAUGAAAUGACGCUAUUACCUAUUUUACUUGCAGCAGUAUAUCUUGGCACUGGGAACUGAUCUUCGAAAAUCAUUCACGGGAGCUUUUUCCUCCAAUAGCAGCCUUGAUGUUCGUGAAGUUUAAGCAAAAUCUGUAAGAGCGUUAUUGAGAUAUUUUGGGAUAAAGAUUUUGUGGUUAGAAAUACGGUAAAAAAUGGACAAUCUUGGUGUUCGGCUGUUAUCUGUAGAAAACAAAGCGCUUUUGACAUGCAAUCUCACCGCAUAGUAGUUUCAAUCUUUUUAUAAAAGCGUGUGUGAAAGAUCAAGGAGAUAGCUCCAGCCGAUUGCUAGAAAGAAGGAUUUGAUUAGUAUGUAUCAAGGCGCUCUUGUUAGCGGUUUUUUGAACAUUUUGGUCGACUUUAACAAAUUAGCGAAUAAUUUUUAAACCGCUGGUUAGUUUUUUUUAAAAAUUUAAGUUUCUUGAGAUUAACCUUCCUUUUAUAUGACCUUUCAGUUUCAAGGUUAUUGAUUUAUUGUAAGGUAGUGAAAUAAGGGCUACAAUUCGCUAAUAUUUUGGCAGAAAUUUUGUGUUUACAAGUGUGAGCUUCUCAUUAUUCAGGGUAUUGUGUCCAAGUUGCAUAUUUUCGUGCACAACAAUAGCUAGCAUUUUUGCAUAUUUCAAUUGCAUUGUUAGUUACUGCUGUUCACGUGAAAAUGAAACUUGGAGACAAUGUCUUGAAUAAUUAGAUGCUUUCACUUGUAAUGACAAAACUUCCGAUAAAAAAGUAACGAAUUGUAGUCCUUAUUUUACUGCCUUACAAUGUAUCAAUAAUCUUGAAAAUAAAAGGUCAUAUCAAAGGAAGGUUAAUCUCAAGAAUCUUAAAUUUUUAAAAAAAUCUAUCGAGCAGUUAAAAAAUUAUUCGCUAAUUUGUUAAAGAAGACAAAAAUGUUUUCAAAACUGCUAACAAGAGCGCUUCGAUGCAUACUAAUCAACCCUUCUUUCCAAGGCUGGAGCUAUCUCCCAUGAUCUUUCACACACGCUUUUAAAAAGAUUGAAACUACUAUGAGGUGAAAUUGCAUGUCAAAAAUCGCUUCAUUUUCUACAGAUAACGGCCAAACAAUAAUAUUGUCCAUUUUUUACUGUGUUUCUAACAAUAAAAACUUUUCCCAAAAUAUCUCGAUAACACUCUUACAGAUUUCGCUUAAACUUCACGAACAUCGAGGCUGCUAUUGGAGGAAAAAGCUCCCGUGAAUGAUUUUCGAGGAACAGUUUUCAGUGCCGAGAUAUACUGCUGCAAGUAAAAUAGGUAAUAGUGUCAUUUCGUUGCUAUGACAACUCCGAUGCCAUUGCAACCCUCAUCAUGACAAAUUUUCAUCUUCCUCUAAUACAACUGUGGUGGCAAUUUUUCCAAAACUUUGUUUAUAGCCAUAGUUUAUGCUCAAACUUGGGAGGUAUUGACCCUGAAAAACUGUAUCGAGCCAUCUUAAAUUGAUAGUCAGUUAUUGCAUAAAACAAAAGACACUUUAUGUAUUAAAUCACCUUUAACUUCUCCUCCCUAUGAUUUAUACUCUGUCUUGGACAAGCAAAAAGCAUCCAGGCCACUAAAUUCAAACUUGAAGAAAAUUCAAGGAGUUUUCAAGAGCUUUCACAGAAAUGUAAGGCCUUAAAGGAAAAAGUGGAAUUCAAGGACUUUAAUUUUCCAGGACUUCCCCUAAAAUUCAAGGACUUCAAGAAUGUGUGAACCCUGACUUUUUUAUUGGGCAUGUCCCCUGUGGGCCACUGUACCAAUAUUUUAAAGUAAAUUUCUGAUCAUUUAAUGAAAUCUUUUCAGUGUCUCAUCCUGUGUUUUAAAGUGGGAAGACCCUCACGAUUCAGUAGUGUACUGCAUUGAUUCUGAUAACAAGUGGAUGGUAAUCAGUGGAACCAAUAGAUAUGGAGUGGUAAGUAUAUAAUACAUCAGAUUAUACAGUGAAAUCACAAGGCUUUGCCUCUUCCGUGCAUGAUACCAGGAUGUUUUUGUCCGCCGUUUACUGGUAGGUCUGGGAGUAAAGGGACAGUUCCCUUUGUUCCUUGCCAGAACUCUGGGUGUUAGGGUGUGUACAAUAAAUAUUAUUUUUUACAAGUUGGUGUGCAGAAUCAUUAAUCUAGAAUUGAAGCAUUGUCACUGUAGACAGCUUAGUUUCUUGAUGUUCAUAUUUUAUAAAGGAUUGGCUAGAAAAAUAAUAUAACAAAAUUAAUAACAAUUAAUUCAUUAUUAAAAUUGUCAGUUAACUUAAUGUGAAGGAUGAUUUAUUUUAGAGACUGAAUGUAUGAACUUAUGUAACAAUGUAGCCACAAAUUCUGCAGGAUUGUCAGUUUUCUUUUAAUUGCAUUUAACAGUGUUGCAUUAUAAAACCCUAAACAGGGAAAUUUUAUGCAAAUUAGGAGGUAGUCAAUUGCUCUUUUGAUCAACUGCCUGCAUUUUUUUGGCUCACAUAAGAAUUCAAGCGAAUCUUAUGAGUCUAUAGCUACUGUAGGCACAAAACUAGGGGUAUUAUCACCUCAACAUCACCCAUUUAUUUUAUUUUAUUAUCUUUCUUUCAUUAAAAAGGUACGAAUAUGGGACAAGAGAUUUAGAAAGAAUGUUCAGGUACGAAAUAUACUGGUAUAUAUUUUUAUUGAAAAUAUUUCUCUUUUUGAUUGGCUCAAAUCGCUCAGCUAAUUCUUCACAACCAGCUAAUUUUGGCCAAAUUUGGAAGAAAUUUGUGAUAUAUCCUAGAAAAAUUCAUGAUGACAAUAGCUGCUUGUGCUCUGAGGCCAUGCUAGAAAAAGGUGAAUAGAAUCCUCCCCUAUGUAAUUUGUCGGACAAUACAGUACUCAGGCUCAUUCAAUAAUAAAUUAAUAAUAAUUGAUUAAGGCUGAAUAAUUAUGAUGUGUAGAAUUAUGGAGAUCGAGGAGGGCAUUGUUGGCCGAGGUAAUUGAUUUUAAGUAGUAUUGGUAAUGAUGAUGAUGACAAUGGAAAAUUUAUUUAUCGGCAAAUAUAUUGCUCUUCACUUGUCUGGCACUGAUCUACUCUAACAUACUGAGGAGACAGUUAAUUUGUUGGCAUGAGAAAUGUCCUGUGGAUGAGAUUAGUGGUAUAACUUAGUAUUAAUUACAGUGGUUACACAUAAUAUUAGUGGUUACACGUAAUACAUGUAAUUGUAAAAAGUGGUUUCAUGUUUCAAAUUGCAGAUGUACUAUGCUGGGAUGAACUCUUUAAGUCCUGUAUACUCACUGGCAUUUAACAGAACAUCUCUAUUUGUUGCUUUAGCCAGUGGAGUUAGAGUCUUAGAUUUCAGAGUGUAAGUCUUGUGUGAGUAUGAUAGAUGUGUUUGUUUGUGUUGCCUAGAGAACUUUUCAAUUAUUGCCUGCCAAAACUAGAUCAGUUUGAUUAUGGAGGGACUGUGGAUUUAGCCAAACAUUAUCCCCAUGAUUUUUCUCUAAUGAAUUAAAUUAUAAGUCAACCUUGGCAUAUCCACAUACCUUUGCUCCCUUUUUUCAGUUUCGUUUGAUAUUACUUAAGAGUUCUGAUUGGUACUGACAAAAAUGAGUUUUGACCUUUCUAUGUGGUGUUUUUAUGGUAUCUCAAGGCUGUUUGGUAAGGAAAAUUGAAGGGAUCCUGUCUGGCGUAUUAUUUCUGUAAAAAAUAACUGAGAUUUUCUAGUCACCUGGGAGCAAGUGUUAGGUACCAGGAGCCACUGGGUACUGCCAGCAAAGCAGAGCAGAGCUUCGUAACUAAUCUUAACUGCAUUUACUAUAAAUUGUAUGGAGUAAAUUAUUUUCUCCAAAUAAAAUGUGUGACCUGUUACCUAUAAGACCUCCUGCAAUCUGAACCUCAUUUUAAGAAAGUGACCACCUCUGGAGGUGAGUGUUGUCACAUGCAUGCCCUAUGGUGUGUACAAAUCAUUCUUUGCAAACUCUUUUCCUUCCAAUUUUUUUUUGCUGACUUAGCAGUUUUCAAUCUCAAUGUAUCAUUCCAGAAAAUAUCCAUACCUCCCCCACAGAUGGUCAAUGGAAUAUCUCAGACAGUAUAAACUUUGAGACUGAAGGCCGAAGAUUUCCUAGUCUCCUUUGCAGCCGUACAUGUGUAGUGUCUUGCGCAAUGCAUGAUGACCCUAAAAACGACUGUGAAGGAGACUAUAAAAGAUUCCCCUUAAAAUUUGACGGUUGGUUAUGUUUUGUACUCAAAGACAGCUCUGUAUUCGAAUAUGUACAUGUUCAGAAGUCUUAUGUGAAUAAAUGACGUUUGCAAGGUG
This is a messenger RNA of Porites lobata, 10823 nucleotides long. NCBI's taxonomy places the organism in Eukaryota, Metazoa, Cnidaria, Anthozoa, Scleractinia, Poritidae. The record is from the annotation of a GenBank genome assembly.